UACAGUGCAUGUGUUAGAAAGAAUGCUGAGUGACAACUUCUUUGAAGCAGUUUUAUCAGUCUUUUUGUGUCAGCUCUAGUUAGUUCUUCAGAGGUCAGAGAUUGCCUGUUGUAAAGUGGACUGACCAACUCGAUCUUACAAGAUGACCCUAAGGAAACAGUUCCCUCUUGUGGUUAACCCCAUUUUGAGACUGUUCUCUUCUUUACAAAUUUGUGCCAGAUGUAAAUCAGCAAUGGGAACAAAGAUGCUUGAAGCACACACCCCUAAAAUAUAUUAUGGCAUCCCAAGACUUAUUGAUUCAACACGCUUAAAUCACCAUGAUGCUGGUGAUUCCACUAUUGUUAAAAGGGAUGGUCCACCUUGGAGGGUGAUGUUCUUUGGAUCGGACAACUUUUCAAUUGCAAGUCUCAAGGCUCUUCACAAGUGCAGGACAGAAGGGAAACUUAUUGAGAAAUUACACGUUGUUUGUCCAGAGACAAAGUACAUCAAAAGAAAAGGCAAAACACGUAUUAUCUCCCCUAUUUGGCAAUAUUGUCAUGACAACGACCUAACGCACUUCCCUUGGCCAAUUACACCGGAGGUCAAAGGUUAUGACAUUGGUGUUUUGUCAUCAUUUGGUCAUCUAGUACCUGGACACCUCAUAGAAAGUUUUCCAUAUGGAAUAGCCAAUGUCCACCCUAGUCUCUUGCCACGCUGGAGGGGCGCAUCCCCAAUCACUUCUGCCAUACUAGGAGGGGAUAAAACAACAGGUGUUUCUAUCAUGGGUCUUAGGCCCAAGAGGUUUGAUGUUGGACCCAUUCUUCUUCAAGAGAGUAUUGAGAUUCCUCAUAGAUGCACAACAGAAUCCUUACAAGAAACUUUAGCAAGUCAAGGAGCAGACAUGAUUGUUCGCUUUCUGAAGGACCUGCCAACAUUCCAUGCAAAUGGAAAAGCUCAAAGUGAAGAAGGAGUCACCCUCUGUGGAAAAAUCGUUCCUAAAAUGGCCAUUGUUAGUUGGAGUAAGAUGUGUGAUGAAAUUGAUCGACUGUACAGAGCAAUUGGACAAGACUUUCCGCUGGAGACAUCGUGGAAUGGUAACCAGGUCAGAUUGAAUCAAAUGAAUGACCCCAAGGUCACGGCUGAUUUGGAAAUCAACAUGGAGGGUGCAUUACUAGGUGAAUUGUACUACCACAAACCCACUCAACAGUUGUGUGUCAAAUGCAAGGAUGGUUGGGUGAGCUUUGGUGAAGUUACAUUUAGGAAGAAGAUGACAGCAAAAGAUUUCUACAAUGGUUUCUUGUCAGGGAAAAAUAUAGGCAGACAGUGUUUUGUAUAAAGGGAUUUAAAAGAUGUUAAUUUUUGCAUCAGGGAUAAAGAAUAUAAUUUGUUUUUGACUGUUACAACGAUGUCUAUGUAACUCUGUAUCAAAUCAAUGCAGUAUCCACUGCUAAGAAUUUAAACUGCCUCUAGCAAUUUGGCUAGCUCAGAACUCUAGUGGUAAGACAUCUGCUUUAGCAAUGCAAAGGUCAUGGGUUCGCCUGUGGACUGUUUUCACAGAACUCUGGAAAGUAUAGUGCUUAUAACACAUCAGUGAAAGAGUAAAAAACAAAUUAUAAAUGGAUGGUGUAACAUUUGUAACAGUUGGCCCGACUUUUCACCAGUGCUGUGCAUACAUUUUGGUUAAGAUGAUGACCUAGAAUGUCUUUAAACCGCUGUUGGGAAGGGAUGGUUUGGACGACAAAUUCAUUUUAAAAUUAAAAAAAUAUAUAUAUUCUGAAAUUGCAAAAGAUUCAGCUCACCAUAAUUUUUUUAAGGAGAAGCUACUAUGUUUUUCAUUAAUACAAAUUCGAACAGGCAUGAUAUUUUUUCUACUCUGAGUCCUCUCUGAUUUUUGUUAGCCCUUGGGAAAAGUUAAACAAAUUGUGGUUAAAUAGCCUGGAAAGGCUAUCAGAGCCUACACCAUGUGUACAAGUAGGUUAGUCCUGCUUGUUCUAACCACCCUUGUUCCCACUUAUGUGUGCUGUGCAAUGAUUUAAAUGGAAGCUAACAAAUAAUCAACGACAUUGAGACUUACCUCUUCCUGAAAAAGCUUUGUUUUUUUAUUAAUCAUCAUUUCAAACCUUAGUUGGUUAGGAGUACAUGAUAUCAAAAGAUGCAGUUGCUACAUGGCAAGGUAUUUAAUAAGUGAUAAUCUUGCUUUUAAUCGUCAAUACAUUAAACAAUAAAUCUACGCAUUGUUGUAUUAGUAGUUUCUUUCGUUGUAUCAUGCUGGUUAGAGAAGAUGGACCUCUGAGAUAUUCUAGAUAAUUUACGCUAAUAAUAUGAUGAGACCAUGUCUGAAUCGGCUUUGGCUGUGGCCAGAUUACCACUGUAUAAGUCAGCAGCCAAAGCCACACAAACAGAUAAUAUAUAUAUAUCUCUAAACAAACAUUUUGCCAUCUAAACAAUUCAUUCGGUGCAGCUAUUGUUAAUGGUCGCAGUUUUGUUAUUUUUUUUAACAUAAAGGGUAGAAACGCCAGGCCGAAAAUUAUUUUGUACUAAUUUGUUUAUGUUAUAAGAGGAAAGCUUGUCUGAUGAAACUCUUCUCUGGUAGCAAAUUAUCAGAUCUUAACCUCUGACCUUUCAAUCACAAGCACUGCUGUAAUGUUAUCUGUAACUAUCAAAUGGUUAAUAACAGCAAUGACCUCAUUCAUCCAUGCAGUAUAUUUACAAUAAAAGUUAACUCGGCAAAAAAACAACCAAAUAUAUGAGGUUUUUAUCUAUGCUGUAUAAAUACUUUAAGUUGGAAUAACAAAAUACAGGUUCAUUUACAAGGGAUGACCAGACAUUUUGAUUUGAUUUACAGUUACUGCUUAUGCAAAUAUACGGUUAUAAACUUGUUUUUUACCUUCAAACUGGUGAUAAUUAAUUAGUGCGUUAGACUAACAAUUAAUUAAAAAUUCAUUUACAAUUUCAUUGUGCUGCAAAUUUUAUCGUAGGCAGAGAAUAUAAAACUUCCUGAAAGUGCGAUGAAGAGCAAUUGCGGUAGUUUUUGUUUUGUUCAGAAAAAGAGGCACUCAAAUCUACACCGACUUAAAAAAUGAGCUGUGAGCUUUUAACCAGCAUAUUCCAAAUUUUUAGAAAAUGAUUUUUUAAUUAUUUCUUAAUUUUUUUGGUUACACUUAUAGAAAAAAUAUAACUUUUAAUGUUUUUAGUGAUUAAAUAGCAACGUCGCUGCAAAAGCUAGAGGAAGAUCCUCAUCAUUUGGAAGCUUAUUGUUCUCUUUUUUAAAUAAAAAUCAUCAGAUUAAAAUAUUUUUAAAUUGUCAAUGGUAGACUUAUCCACAACUCCCUAUAGGGUAGUGGCUUAUUGAAAAUAAUGCAUAUAUUUACUAAAGCAUGAUAGCUACAUGAAUAUGAACCGAGAAAGUCAACUUGAAAAAAA
Molecule: messenger RNA, 3402 nt
Organism: Asterias rubens (European starfish)
Lineage: Eukaryota; Metazoa; Echinodermata; Asteroidea; Forcipulatida; Asteriidae
Product: methionyl-tRNA formyltransferase, mitochondrial-like
Exons: 11
Coding region: 143-1315 (390 amino acids)
Biological process (GO): conversion of methionyl-tRNA to N-formyl-methionyl-tRNA; biosynthetic process
Cellular component (GO): mitochondrion
Molecular function (GO): methionyl-tRNA formyltransferase activity
Source: RefSeq, a predicted model, not a curated record